UUGCUCUUCCUGCAUGCUCUUCGUGAGCUUCAGUUGACAACAAAUCUUUUUCCCUGGACUUGCAGUCUAUAAAUUCAGCUGUGGACGGCAGAAUUAAACUACCUGUCUGCAAAGAGGAACUUUUCCAAAUAAAAUCAAGAAGCAAGUUCCAGGAUUCGAAAUCGAGAUCUUCCAGGUGUAAUGGCAUGGCGAUCUUUGCUGACUGAAUCAAAGAGAAACUGUAGGAAUUCUGUUUGUGGAGGCUUUCUCAAUAGAUUCGAGAGGUCUUCGGUUCGAGUCUCUGGAAGUUUCGUUGGGAAUUCGGAGGUCCGCGGUUCGAAACUCGGUGAGAGCGGCCAGAGUUUAUACAAUUCACGGUCCCUGACUUCUGAUUCGGUCACUGACUCUGUUCCUCUUCUGCAACACUGCAUAGACACAGCAGCCCCAGCGCUUCCUGAUGUAAUAAAGACCGACACCUUGCAGAUUGAAAAUGGCGAGGUUUUGUACUCUGGAAUGAGCUCCAGGGAGCUUUUAUCGACGCUCUUCAAUCUUUCAUUGGUUGGCUGCGAGCCCCUGGUUGAUCUGAGCAUAAAGCUGCUUAAGUCUCCAUUGGUCGAACACGCGGCCGUCAGAAUUCCCGUGCUUCAGGCCGUUAAACAUACGGCGUAUUCGCAUUUUUGUGCGGGAGAAAAUGUGAAGGAGGCCUCGGCUACUCUGCAGCGCAUGUGGGAGUUGGGGCUCAAAGGAAUUCUUGAUUACAGUCUUGAAGACGCAACUGAUAACGCUUCAUGUGACCAAAAUCUUCAAGGGUUCUUGAAUACAGUUCAGACCACGGUUCGACUCCCCGCCGAUUCGGUGAGUUUUGCAUGUGUGAAGAUCACGGCUCUCUGCCCUCUAUUCCUUCUAGAACGUGUUAGCGAUCUAUUAAGAUGGCAGCACCAGCAUCCUGACCAUGGAAACCUUCCAUGGAUGCAGGACACGUUGCCAAUUUUAGCAUCCUGUAGCCCCACCUAUCACACCACUUCAGCCCCAGAGCCAUUGACAGCCACUGAAGAAAAAGACCUCAAGCUCGCAGAAGAUAGACUGCGUACAUUAUGCAAGGCCUGUGAAGCAAACUCUCUUCCUUUGUUAAUAGAUGCUGAAUAUACAUCUGUUCAGCCUGCCAUAGACUAUUUUACUUACUCUGCUUCUCUAGAAUUCAAUAAGACAGCAAAACCGUUUGUGUACGGCACAAUCCAGGCUUACUUGAAGGAUGCAUUACCACGUCUGCAAUUGGCAUCUGAUGAGGCAACACGUAGGGGCAUACAAAUUGGAUUGAAGCUUGUACGUGGUGCCUACAUCACCAGGGAGAAUGCACUUGCAGCUUCCUUGUGUGCGCCUUCACCAAUUCAUUCUUCUAUUCAGGACACCCACAGGUGUUAUGAUGCAUGUGCAGGGCUAAUGAUGCAGAAGGCUGCUAUAGCCGAGGCUUCUGUGGUGUUGGCCACCCAUAACUUUGAAUCAGGCAAGACGGCAGCUGCGAAGGCUGAAGAAUUGAAUAUUAGGAAGGGGAAUGACAGAGUACAGUUUGCUCAGCUGAAAGGCAUGGCAGAUAGCCUUUCGUUGGGGUUAGUUCAAUCUGGAUUUCAAGUUAGCAAAUAUCUUCCUUUUGGCCCUGUGGAUCAUGUUAUUCCUUAUCUUAUCAGACGGGCCGAGGAAAACCGGGGGCUUCUGUCAACAACUGCAGCAGAUCGCCAACGCAUCAGUAAGGAAUUGAGCAGGAGACUGCGAGCAUUUAUGACAGGCUGAUUUUGAAGAAAUACAAGAGUGACUCUGGCUUGUCAAGCUUUAAGGGGAGGAAUUCCAAAUUUUUGAAGAUUAAUGGCGAUUCAAUUACGAUAAAAGCUGAGGUUUUUACUGAGAGUUCAAACAACGGCGUGCCUUGGUCCUUGUACUCAAAAAUUAGGAUCGUAAUGUAUACAUCGAUGUUAACAGUUUAAUACAGAUGCCACCAUGGCCCUUUUUUAAAUCUCAA
This is a messenger RNA of Cryptomeria japonica (Japanese cedar), 1993 nucleotides long. Its product is annotated as proline dehydrogenase 2, mitochondrial. The record is from RefSeq and is a predicted model, not a curated record. The coding region runs from base 181 to 1767 and encodes 528 amino acids. Gene Ontology annotation, molecular function: proline dehydrogenase activity; FAD binding. The transcript is spliced from 4 exons. NCBI's taxonomy places the organism in Eukaryota, Viridiplantae, Streptophyta, Pinopsida, Cupressales, Cupressaceae. Gene Ontology annotation, cellular component: mitochondrion.